UAUUUCAGUUGGUCCUAACAAAAAGACAUCACGUGACAGUUGAUUUUUCAGAAUUUCCUCUGCUUUAAAGAUCCACGAUGGACACGGCCGGCCACAGCCUGAUCCUUCUGCAGCAGCUGAACAUGCAACGGGAGUUUGGCUUUCUCUGCGACUGCACAGUUGCCAUUGGAGACGUCUACUUCAAAGCUCACAGAGCGGUCCUGGCUGCUUUUUCCAACUAUUUUAAGAUGAUAUUCAUUCACCAGACAAGUGACUGCAUAAAGAUCCAGCCGACAGAUAUCCAGCCCGACAUAUUCAGCUAUUUGCUCCACAUCAUGUACACCGGGAAAGGCCCCAAACAGACCGUCAAUCCUACCCGGCUGGAGGAAGGCAUCCGCUUCCUACACGCGGACUACCUGUCCCACAUGGCCAUCGAAAUGAACCGGAUGCUGUCUCCGGAGACGGUGCAGUCUUCCAACCUGUACGGGAUCCAGAUCUCCACCACCCACAAGACGGUCAAGGAGACCCUGCAGACAAAAGAGAGUCUGGCGGGUCUCGGUAGCCGAGCCUCCAACCAGGGCGAUCACCCUCAGCUUCAGCUCUCUCUGGCUAUCGGGUUGGACGACAGCUCUUUGGACCAGCCGAUUUCUCAUCCUCCCAUUCAGGGGGCUGGCAAACAGGCCGAGGACCUCCCGAAGCCAAUGGUGACCAUAAAGCAGGAGAAAGCCGACCCAGAACCGGUGGUGUCUCAGAGCCAUACCGCGUCCUCCCCGGAUCUUGGAGUUCCGGCCUUUUCGAAAACGAACGUCAAAUCCCACGUAUGUCAGUACUGCGGAGAGCGUUUUGAAUCGCGGGGCCUUUUGCGAGAGCAUCUGUUCACUCACGUGUCGGGGUCCCUGCCGUUCGGGGUGCCGGCCUCAAUCCUGGAGAGCAACGACCUCCUCCAGGGCCCGCCGCUGAGCCAAAGUUGCGCCACCGCCGAAAGCCACCGCCUCGACACCUUCCUGCGGAAAGAGAAUGAGCGCCGGCUGGAGCACCCCUCCCGCGGCAGCCUGGAGGCCUUACCCAUCGGCCAACUCUCGCUGGUGUCCAAAGACUCAGAGCCGGUGGAGUUGAACUGCAACUUUUCUUUUUCCCGGAAGAGGAAGGUCAGCUGCACCGUGUGUGGCCACAAGUUCCUCCGGAAGAGCCAGCUGCUGGAACACAUGUACUUGCACAAAGGGAAGCACUUCAAAUACAGCCGGUGCCAGAGGGUGGGCAGCGGGGCGGCCCCCAAGUUUCAGCCCUACGACGACAGUUGGACGCCGAACGGGGGGAAAGGCGCCACUCUCCCGCAAGCUCGUUUGGAGGCGCAGAACGUGUUAGACCCUGACCUCUCGCAAGAGAACAUUGACACCAUACUGGUUGAAUAG
Euleptes europaea (tarantolino) is the source of this 1391-nucleotide messenger RNA. RefSeq names its product zinc finger and BTB domain containing 25 (gene ZBTB25). The transcript has 3 exons. Gene Ontology annotation, cellular component: nucleus. The coding region runs from base 78 to 1391 and encodes 437 amino acids. Gene Ontology annotation, biological process: regulation of transcription by RNA polymerase II. The record is from RefSeq and is a predicted model, not a curated record. Lineage: Eukaryota; Metazoa; Chordata; Lepidosauria; Squamata; Sphaerodactylidae. Gene Ontology annotation, molecular function: RNA polymerase II cis-regulatory region sequence-specific DNA binding; protein binding; DNA-binding transcription factor activity, RNA polymerase II-specific.